Messenger RNA from Nanorana parkeri, 1194 nucleotides. It is a transcript of the gene PDCD2, whose product is annotated as programmed cell death 2. The record is from RefSeq and is a predicted model, not a curated record. NCBI's taxonomy places the organism in Eukaryota, Metazoa, Chordata, Amphibia, Anura, Dicroglossidae. Bases 63 to 1136 code for a protein of 357 amino acids. Gene Ontology annotation, cellular component: nucleus; cytoplasm. The transcript has 6 exons.
CGCUUGCUCUGCGUAGCCUGCUCCCCUCUGUACACACGUGGUAGUUGUUUGUGCUGGGAAAAAUGGCAGCUUCUGUCACAGUGAUAGAACUUGGCUUCGUACAGGAGGCAGAGCCGUGGCGGCUGCGUAGCCCGCAGUUCCCCAGUAAGACAGGCGGCCGUCCAGCGUGGUUGGGUGAGGCGGGUGUUCCGGGCCCCGAGGCGUUGCAGUGCGGGCUGUGCGGGAAGCCCCUGGCCUUCUUAUUACAGGUGUAUGCCCCGUGUACGGGCAGCUUCCACCGCACUAUUUUCAUCUUCUGCUGCCGCGAUCCUCAGUGUCAUCUGGCGGCGGAGAACCGAUGUUUUAAAGUUUUUCGGAACCAGCUGCCCCGGAAAAAUGACACUUAUAAUUAUGGCCCACCACGUGAUUCACCUCCACCUGCAAGUGAAGACUUCAUAAGCUUCCAGCUGAAGUGCGGCCUUCGUGUCUGCAGAGUGUGCGGCUGCUUGGGACCGAAAACAUGCUCCAAAUGUCAUCAAGUCAAUUACUGCAGCAAAUGUCAUCAGUUGAUGGAUUGGAAGUUGCAGCAUAAGCAGCUAUGUAAUGAGUCAUUUGAUGUGCAGAGUGUUCCGGUUCCAGAUCAUGGAUUCCUGUUCCCAGAAUAUGAAAUUGUCACAGAGCCUGAGGAGACCGAUUCCGAUGACGGCAUGGGAAUGGAUUCGGACACUUUAACAUCAGAGGACAUUUCCUCAUGUAUUGAAUCGUCAAUGGAUGAAUUAAAAUUGGAUGAGAGUGAAUUGAGUGCCAUGGCAAAGCAAGAAACCAAAGAAGACAAGGUUUUUAACAGGUUCAAGAAAAGGAUUUCAUUCGAACCUGAGCAGGUUCUGAGGUACUGUAAAGGUGGAGACCCCCUCUGGCUGUCACUCCAGCAUGUCCCAGAAACGGAUGACAUUCCUGAAUGUGCAUGCGGAGCCAAGAGGAUGUUUGAAUUCCAGGUCAUGCCACAGCUCUUGAACCAUCUGAAAGUGGACAGUCUUGAAGGAAGCAUUGAUUGGGGUGUUCUAGCAGUCUACACGUGUGCUGCCAAUUGCAAUGCAGAGAAUCAUUAUGUGGAAGAAUUCCUGUGGAAACAAGAUGUGCCAGGAAACAGCAUGUGAAAUAUGCUAAUUGCAAAUCUGCGCAUAGCAUUUUGGAGGAUAGUUUUAUUUAUGGAAG